Molecule: messenger RNA, 886 nt
Organism: Myodes glareolus (Bank vole)
Lineage: Eukaryota; Metazoa; Chordata; Mammalia; Rodentia; Cricetidae
Product: odorant-binding protein-like
Molecular function (GO): small molecule binding; odorant binding
Source: RefSeq, a predicted model, not a curated record
AAGCUUUGUCAGUUUAGUUCCUUCACAACCAAUAUCCUGCUUUGAGCUUCUACAGAAGAGCAAAGGCAGGCACCACCAUGGUAAAGUUUCUGCUGCUGGCUUUGGCAUUUGGUCUGGCUCAUGCUCAUUCUGAGAUUGAUGGAAAGUGGGUUACCGUUGCCAUUGCUGCUGACAAUGUGAACAAGAUAGAGGAAGGAGGAUCUCUGAGAAUCUACCUUCGUGAACUUACUUGUACUGAGGCAUGUAAUAGAUUGGAAGUCACAUUUUAUAUCAAGGCAAAUGGUCAAUGUACAAAGACUAAAGUUGUUGGGAAUAGGCAAGAAGAUGGCAAGUACAGAGCACAGUUUGAAGGUGAUAAUACAUUUGGACCUGUGUAUGCAACACCAGAGUUUACAAUCUUUGCCAAUCAUAAUGUGGAUAGAACUGGCCAGACUACAAAUGUGAUUUAUGUUUAUGGAAAAGGUCAUCCUUUGACUCCUGAACAAUAUGAAAAAAUUGAGGAAUUUGCUAAGAUCUGGAACAUUCCAAGAGAAAACAUUCAAGAUGUUCGGGCUACAGAUAUUUGUCCUAAAUAAUUACCUUCAGUAGAUGACUACAGGAUGAGAAUUAUGCAUCAUAUUCUCUUGACCAUGGAAUCAGUAUCACAUACAAAUCACCAUUUCUUUAUAAAUGAAUUUCCCCUUACCUAUGAAGUUUAGAUAAAAUAUAAAAAAUUGUUGACUUGCCUUUUCUUUCUGUUUUUAUGAUCUAUGAUCUCUUUUUACUUUUUGAAUGAUUAAAUAAAACAUUUCAAAAAGCAAUAAAGAUGUUUUGUAAAGUAUCUCUUCCAAAAACAUGUGUAUGCUCACUAAACUAAUCAAAAUAAACACUCUGGAGUAACAGCUGA